Messenger RNA from Solanum stenotomum, 500 nucleotides. RefSeq lists its product as uncharacterized. Bases 159 to 407 code for a protein of 82 amino acids. NCBI's taxonomy places the organism in Eukaryota, Viridiplantae, Streptophyta, Magnoliopsida, Solanales, Solanaceae. The transcript has 2 exons. The record is from RefSeq and is a predicted model, not a curated record.
UCGGAUCCUUUCCGACCCGAAACCGAGUGAUUACCCACAGGCCACAACUCCCCCUCCCUUGCCCCGUUUCCUUGUAGCUGAAACCCUAAUCGGACAGUAAUUUUGUUGAAGUUUAGCACAGUUUUUAGGGGAAAUUGAUACGAAUAGGCAGAAGGAAGAUGACUGUGUCACUGUCGAAACUCGGCAAUGUGUUACCCUUCUCCAGGCUCUUCAGGCAACUGGAGCUGGAUGUGGAAACUGUAGUUAAGGUACUACAACCUGGUCCACUAGGCAUUGUGGAACACAAAUUUUCUGCUGAGGAAAUACAGAAAGCCAGUGACACCGUUAAGCAGGCAGUGAGUAAUUGGCGUAGGCAGGCUAACAUUGAGAAACAUAGCCCCAUCAUGAAGGAUUUUAUCGAUGUAUGAGAGAAUUGUUUCUUCAUUUGCUAUCAGUAAUCUCAUGAAAAGACAAUAAUGUAAAUUUGUAAGCUUAAUAGAAAUAAACUAUAGCUAUGCUUA